Sparassis crispa is the source of this 1545-nucleotide messenger RNA. RefSeq names its product V-type proton ATPase subunit B. Gene Ontology annotation, biological process: ATP metabolic process; proton transmembrane transport. Gene Ontology annotation, molecular function: proton-transporting ATPase activity, rotational mechanism; ATP binding. Lineage: Eukaryota; Fungi; Basidiomycota; Agaricomycetes; Polyporales; Sparassidaceae. Gene Ontology annotation, cellular component: proton-transporting V-type ATPase, V1 domain. The coding region runs from base 1 to 1545 and encodes 514 amino acids. The record is from RefSeq and is a predicted model, not a curated record. The transcript is spliced from 10 exons.
AUGGUGGCAGACCCACGAUUAAGUGACAAGGAACUUGCUGCUAUCAAUGCGGCAGCGGUGACGCGGGAGUACCUUGUGAAACCACACUUGGAUUACCGAACAGUAUCAGCGAUCAAUGGGCCGCUGGUUGUGCUGGACAAUGUCAAAUUCCCUUCCUACAAUGAGAUCGUUCAGCUCACUCUGCCGGACGGAUCGAAACGUGGUGGCCAAGUUCUCGAGGUUCAGGGCAAGAAAGCGAUCGUACAGGUGUUCGAAGGGACGUCUGGAGUCGACGUGAAGGCAACACACGUCGAAUUCACCGGAAGCAGCAUGAAGCUCCCCGUGGCGGAGGACAUGCUGGGUCGGAUAUUCAAUGGAUCUGGUCUGCCCAUUGACCAGGGUCCGAAGGUGUUUGCGGAAGAUUACUUGGACAUUAACGGCUCUCCUAUCAACCCAUACUCUCGUAUAUACCCCGAAGAAAUGAUCCAGACCGGCAUUUCAACGAUUGAUACAAUGAACUCUAUUGCUCGUGGGCAGAAAAUUCCCAUAUUCUCCGCUGCCGGUCUUCCUCACAAUGAGAUUGCUGCGCAAAUCGUGCGUCAAGCUGGCCUCGUGAAGCGUCCAACGAAAGAUGUGCACGACGGCCACGAAGACAACUUCUCGGUGGUGUUUGCUGCGAUGGGUGUCAACAUGGAAACCGCGCGAUUCUUCAAGCAAGAUUUCGAGGAGAAUGGCAGUCUCGACAGAGUCACGCUGUUCCUGAACCUCGCAAACGAUCCAACCAUCGAGCGUAUUAUUACGCCUCGCUUAGCCCUCACCACCGCAGAAUACUACGCCUACCAGCUUGAGAAGCACGUCCUGGUCAUUCUGACGGACAUGUCGUCAUAUGCGGACGCGCUGCGCGAGGUUUCCGCCGCACGAGAAGAAGUUCCUGGUCGCCGCGGAUACCCUGGCUACAUGUAUACGGAUUUGUCCACGAUCUACGAGCGUGCUGGUCGCGUGGAGGGUCGGAACGGUUCAAUUACCCAGAUUCCUAUUCUUACCAUGCCAAACGACGAUAUCACCCACCCGAUCCCGGAUUUGACAGGUUAUAUCACGGAGGGCCAAAUCUUCGUCGAUCGUCAGUUGCAUAAUAGGCAGAUCUAUCCGCCCAUCAACGUGCUCCCCUCGCUGUCUCGUCUCAUGAAGAGCGCUAUCGGUGAGAAACUUACGAGAAAGGACCACGGUGAUGUCUCGAACCAGCUGUAUGCGAAAUAUGCCAUUGGUCGAGACGCGGCUGCGAUGAAGGCUGUCGUCGGUGAGGAGGCUCUGUCGGCUGAAGACAAGUUGGCGCUGGAGUUCCUGGACAAAUUCGAGCGCCAGUUCGUUGGACAAGGUGCUUACGAAUCGCGGACAAUUUUCGAGUCGUUGGACCUGGCCUGGAGUCUCCUUCGCAUUUUCCCGAAGGAGCAGCUCAAUCGUAUAAGCCCAAAGAUCAUCGCAGAGUUCUACGGGCGUAAGCCGAGGAAGCCGACGGAAGAUGCGCUGGCGGGCGACGGCGCGGACGCAAAGUUAAUUGACGUUUAG